This is a messenger RNA of Hevea brasiliensis (rubber tree), 2034 nucleotides long. RefSeq names its product protein DETOXIFICATION 42. Gene Ontology annotation, biological process: transmembrane transport. Gene Ontology annotation, cellular component: membrane. The coding region runs from base 379 to 1902 and encodes 507 amino acids. Lineage: Eukaryota; Viridiplantae; Streptophyta; Magnoliopsida; Malpighiales; Euphorbiaceae. Gene Ontology annotation, molecular function: antiporter activity; xenobiotic transmembrane transporter activity. The transcript is spliced from 16 exons. The record is from RefSeq and is a predicted model, not a curated record.
GGAGGCCAAACUUGUGGCCUUAAACGGCUUCCAUUUUGGACAAAGACAAGUCCUUUCUCUCUCUCUCUUUCUUUUUCUUUCAGAAGCGUGCAACUAAGUUCAGUGCACACACAUCUUCAGCUUCGGAUGAGAACGAGGGAUUAUCUACCUAUGUUCAAUAUUUGUUCUUUUGGUGUUUUGAGUUAGGAGCUACUUUUUCUUUUUCUUUCGCCAAUGAAAUUCAAGUAUUGAGGUUUCAGAGAUGGUUAAAGUCCAAUCUUGAGUUGAUGAUCUUCUAGGGAAACUUCUUGGGGUCUUCCAUUGAAAUGGCUACUUGGGCUUCUGGGCUGUAAGGUUCCUAGAAAAGACAAUUUGGUGGUUUGGCUCUCCCAAUGAUCGAUGAUGGAUCAGGGAGAUGAUCCAUCCAUGGAGAAGAAGAGAACACCUGCAUGCAUUUUCUUUAAAGAUUUCAGACUUGUCCUUAAACUGGAUGAACUUGGGGUAGAAAUAGCACGUAUUGCAUUGCCUGCGGCGCUGGCUUUGACAGCAGACCCUAUUGCCUCUCUGGUGGACACAGCAUUUAUCGGCCGAAUAGGUCCAGUAGAGCUAGCUGCUGUUGGAGUUUCUAUUGCUCUAUUCAAUCAAGUAUCAAGAAUUGCAAUAUUCCCACUUGUCAGUGUCACAACAUCUUUUGUUGCUGAAGAAGAUACAAUUGGAAAAGUGAGUCCUGAAGUACAAGAGAAUGAAGCCUUGGAGAUAGGUUCAGCUGUAAACAAUGAAAGUAAAGAGUUGAUACCACAAAGUGAAAAAUCACUUAUUAGCAGCUUUGAUAUUGUUAAGAUUGAGAAUGAAAGAAGGCAUAUCCCCUCAGCCUCAUCUGCAGUAGUUAUUGGCGCCAUCCUUGGCUUCAUCCAAGCUAUAUUCCUCAUAUCUAGAGCAAAACCAUUGUUGAACUUCAUGGGAGUUGGUCCUGAUUCACCCAUGCUAAGUCCUGCACAGCAAUAUUUGACAUUGAGGUCACUUGGCGCCCCUGCAGUUCUCCUUUCCUUGGCCAUGCAAGGGGUCUUCCGUGGAUUUAAAGAUACAAAGACUCCUUUAUAUGCCACUUUGGCUGGAGAUGUAACAAAUAUAAUUUUAGACCCCCUACUCAUGUUUGUUUUCCGUCUGGGAGUUAGUGGUGCAGCCAUUGCCCAUGUUAUAUCCCAAUAUCUGAUUUCAAUUAUACUCCUGUGGAGACUAAUGGAACAAGUUGAUCUCGUACCUCCUAGUGUCAGACAUCUGCAAUUUGGUAAAUUUCUUAAAAAUGGUUUUCUAUUACUAAUGAGGGUCAUAGCUGUCACAUUCUGUGUUACUCUUUCUGCAUCAUUAGCUGCACGACAAGGAUCAACAUCCAUGGCUGCAUUUCAGGUCUGCUUGCAAGUUUGGCUGACCACAUCUCUUCUCGCUGAUGGAUUGGCUGUUGCUGGCCAGGCAAUACUUGCAAGUGCCUUUGCCAAAAGGGACUAUGACAAGGUGACGGCCACUGCAUCUCGAAUAUUGCAGUUGGGAUUGCUUCUAGGAUUGUCGCUGGCUGUCAUACUUGGACUAGGAUUGAGUUUUGGAGCAAGAUUAUUCACAAGUGAUGUCAAUGUUCUUCACAUGAUUAGUAUAGGCAUCCCGUUUGUUGCAGGUACUCAACCCCUCAACGCCUUGGCAUUUGUAUUUGACGGUGUCAACUUUGGAGCUUCUGAUUUUGCGUACUCUGCCUACUCCAUGGUACUGGUGGCCAUUGUUAGCAUCCAAUGUUUAGUUUUUCUCUCCUCCAGUUAUAAUUUCAUUGGCAUCUGGGUUGCUCUGACCAUAUAUAUGACUCUUCGUGCAUCCGCAGGCUUUUGGAGGAUAGGGACUAGAACAGGACCCUGGAAGUUUCUCGGGAGCUCUUAAUCGCUUGUUUAUUGUUUCAGCCAUUUUUUUCUUCUCAUGGAUAGCAUGCCUCUGGUUGUAUAAGUAUACCUUUCUUUCUUCUGUUGUAUUCUUUUUAAGUUCAAAUAUCAUGAAUAUUAUUGUUCCUUCCUA